GCGCCGCCUGCGAUCGCAGCGGAGCGGUCACUGCGGCGCCGACCGCUGGCGAGGCCGUCGGCACGUGGCCGUCUCUGCGAGGACGCGCGCAGCUUUCGUAGCUGACGUCACAGCAGGUGUUUUCCACCGACGUCACGUCACUAACUGUGUUGCUUUACGCCUGACGUGUGGCGAGCGGAUGCAGGAAGGCGGUAGAACACCGAAAUGACGCUGUCGACCGGACAGGGCGGUUUUCUGACGAGUUCUGACUGAUAGAGAACGAGUCACUCCUCCGCUUGGUCUGCUUCUGACAUGUGGCCUCGUGACGCCCUUCUGGUGGUUGGGCUGCUCGGGAGCGUCACACCUGCUCCAGGUGGUCGGUGGCCCAGGCACCAGGAGAGGUGUGGUGCCCCACUUCUCGUCGCUGCUUUCGUCAAUGACACCUCCCACCUGGAGAGCGGGGAGUUGUCACGCCUGGCCGCGGUGGUGCGCUGCUGUCGGCUCGCACCCCCCACCAUCCGCCACCAGCAGGGUGCGACGCUGGGCGGCGCCGACCCCUCCACCUCAACCGCCGCCGCCGCUGUGUGGAGGCAUUGCGACCCGCGCAGGCCCGCCAACCUCACAGACGCGUCGCCGCCGACGAUAGUGGUGCGCGCGUUGGCAGAGGCGGCGUCGUUGCAGCCGUGGGGCGGCGUCUCCGUGCGGCCCGGCGCCGGGCUGCGCCUCGACUGCGUCUUCCCACGAGACCGGGGGCGGCCCGGCUGGACGUGGACUUCCAGCCCGAGGCAGUACCUCACAGGUUGGGCGGUGACGGCGUCGGAGCGCUCCUGGAAGUACCGGCUGGCGCUGCACCGCAGCGAGCCCUCAGACACGGGCCUCUACACCUGCUCCACGCCGCGCGGACUCACCAGCAGCGUCGCCGUCGCCGUCACAGGAGAGCCGCUGUCCCCGCACGAGACGUACCUGGGCGGCAGCUACGAGGACGGUGACCUGCGGCAGAGAGCGGGGGCGUGGGCGACCCUGAGGGCUCGCUCCCGGCGGAGGCGUGGCCACCCCCGGGGCCGGCGGAGGCGGCGACCCUGGCUCCACGAUGCGCCACCGGCCGCCCACUGGCGCGACUGAGCCGACAGGCGGGGGCGGCUCCCACUCGCGGAGCCAAAGACGGACAGAGUGGAAAUGUGCAUCCCUGUGUUAACACACCGUGCUGAGUACAUCGCGAACAAGGCGGUACUGUGUGAUUGACGUUAAUACGUGAAGGUAACCAGUAAGAACCCAGACGUUAUAAAAAACUACCAACAUCGCCAUUUUGAUGGUAAGUCCUGGAGACUACAACAAAAUGAUUAGUCCACAACACAUUUCACAAGCAAUCACUACAGACAUUAACGCAAUAGAGAUGUAAAUUCAUCUCUUGAUGUCGGAAGAAUCCAACGGUGAACCGGCUCCACUUGGACAAGGUGCAGAACGUAAAACUGCGAUUACUGCGUCGUACUCACCGCUUACUGGCGAGUGUGGAGCUUGCUUUGACGUACUCCUCUAAGCAACUACAUCUGCAAAACCAUACAAUGAAUAGCAUUUCCAAGUGAUACAACUUUUUUCUUCGCUUGUGAAUACGUUAACGUAAGGUGUGUUUGGACCUAGUUCAGAGAAAGUUUUAUUUUUCGCUCUUUCUGUUUCUUUAAACACAUAAAUCUUGUUUAGGGAUUUAUGGUUUAUAACUUACUCGUGUAGCACCAGUUGAAGUAUAGCGUUCUUUUUCUGGUAUUAAAGAUUACGAAAAGUGUACUUUCUAUACAACUUUAAUUCGUUCGUUACAUAGGUUUAAUAUGUUCCAGGAUUCGGUCUCGCCUGUAAAGGAGUCACACAUUGUUAUGUCUCCUACUCGCAGUAACUCCCGCCUCCCCCCUCCCCUAUCGUGCCACAAAUUCCUACAAUUUUAGUAACGCCAGUAAUAAAACAGUCAAAAUUUUGUAAUAUGCUGGUUGUUUAUAAAAUAAUUUUACAAACUUUUGGGCACAUUCCUUGCAUUAUGACAAGAAAACAAUAUCAGAGCUAUGAGCGCUUGUUCACCUUUGCAACAGUGAGACUCAUGUCUUCUGCUGAAGUGCUCAUAGCUCCUGAGGUAUGCAGUUUGGAGCCCUUGUUGACUGGACACUAUCUUCUUCUUUUUAGCACAUGCUACCUCCUCCCAAAACAAUGAACUGCACUAGAAGAAAGGUGUUUCACAACAUCGAAGAUAAACAAGCGCUCAAUUUUUUUUUAAUGAACACACCGUCGUCAUAAAUUAUGACCAAUUUUGAGAUUGAUGCCGUGCAAUAUAUGUUAAUGACAUAAAGUCAGUCACCUGAAAAUGGCAUAAAAGGCUGAAACCAGAGUCGUAAUGAAAUAAACAACAAUACAAUCAAACUGCGGUGUGUUAAUUUAAAAAUUAUUGUGUGGCUGUGGCAACAUCAAAGUCUAUUUAAGUGCUCAGUAAUUCUUAAGGUGUGCAUUUGAAAACUCAUGUUUACUAGACACUAUUUUUCUGGUUUUGGAGUAAGAAACCAGCUCCGAAGAUUGUAAAAGAGUUUUGGAAACACCCUGUUUAUAACAAGUCAGGUAUUUAAAAUUGUUUUUGGAAAUAUAUGGAAAACAACAAAUCGUAUUAGAAAAGAGGUUGCGAUAAAAGCCGUUCGUUUUGAAGGACAUCCAAUGACACUAAACUCGAACUUCCUGACCCACCCGCAAGUGCUAGGGAGCAACUUAAAAUCUUAAACAGGAACCCACUAUUUUAUUGCGGAUUCGUAUUUUCCAGUGAAAGAAACCUGAUCUUCUUCUUUAACAUUUUAUCGUUGCGUUAAAAUGGGAUGAAAACUGUUGAAGAAUGAUAAUAUCUCCAGAAAUAUAUAUCAUAUUAGAAUCGCAGGAACUUAGAGAGACUGUUCUUCUAAAAUAUUUAAUGAGAAACAUGUUUUUGUAGCAAAUAACUUGAUUCUCCAUAUCAUAAUACAUUACUUUCUCCGCAUUAUUGGUGUACUUUGUUUUACAGAUGAUACUCGACUUACAUUAAUCGCUAGGAAUCCUCCACUGAUAGACCGCUUCAACUGACCACGAUUCAUCAGAGAAAAGUAUCUGGGAAAUAAAAUCAUCAGAGGCUGCUAGAAUUUGUUUCAUCCAAUUGCAAAAAUUCAAAUGGUUUUUACAGUCAUAUCCAUGUACGAGCAGUUAUCGGAGUAACGAUAAGUGAUUUGAAUGGAAUUUGAGUACGCGAAAUUCCUGAACCUCAUCUGAUAUGCCGAGAGCUAAAAGCUAAUGUAGUUAUUGCAGUAAAGCUGGAUUAUUGUUAAUGAUUUUAGAAUAACUGCCUUUCUAUGCUCAUGAGAUCCUAAUCUCAGGACACCGAGAGAGUGGUUAGCACACUGGACUCGAAUUCGGGAGGACGAUGGUUCAAUCCUGCAUCCGGCCAUCCUGGGUGAGGUUUUCCGUAAUUUUCCUGAAUCGCAAAUGCCGGGAUGGUUCCUUUCAAAGGGGACAGCCGAAUUCCUUCCCCAUCUUUUCCGAAUCCGAUGAGACCGAUGACCUCGUAGUUUUGUCUCCUCCCCCAAACCAGCCCAACCAUCCUAAUCUGAAGUGUAUUUCUUGAGAUGAUAGCAUUUUUUGACGGUCUUAGCAUAUUUUCAUUUUUGUAGAUUAGAGCGCUCUGUAUCUUGCAGCGAUAAAAAUGUUAAGCCGAAAAGUUACGAAUUUUUCCCGGGAAAUCCAAAUCCGAAGUAAAAAACCUGCGACUGUCAUUUCAUAUUUCGAAAUGGACACUCCUCCCGCCAAUUAUGGGUGGGGCAGGGAGACAAGCUUUUUGUCAUUGGAUGUCUCCCUUGGAGACGAACAACUUUUAUUCCAACCGAUUUUCAAUUUGAUUCGUUGUUUUCCAGAUAUUUCCAAAAAGCAAAUGCCUCACCCUGUAUACAGGGUGACCAGAACAAUCUGAAAAGCUUGUAAGGGUGUAGAAGUGUAGAUUGUGCUGAGGAAUAACUGAUAAAAAACAAUCGAGACGCUGCCCCAUUUCUGAGUUAUUUGGUAUUUAGUUUAGCCAAUCAGGCCGUUGCGCCCGCAAAUUCAACAGCCCGCGUGAGACGAUGUCACCAGAAGUGUUCUUCGUUUGAUUUCCUAAAACCGAAAAAGAGAACGAUACAGAAAUUGGACAUGGGACGGUAGUGAGGAUCGAACACGUAACAAAGGCUGAGCUGUCUGGUCCGCUAUCACCUACUCUGUGGAAACAAAAAAAUGGUUCAAAUGGCUCAGAGCACUAUGGGACUUAACAUCUGAGGGUAUCAGUCCCCUAGAACUUAGAACUACCUAAACCUAACUAACCUAAGGACCUCACACAUCCAUGC
Schistocerca piceifrons (Central American locust) is the source of this 4346-nucleotide messenger RNA. RefSeq lists its product as uncharacterized. Bases 292 to 1101 code for a protein of 269 amino acids. The transcript has 6 exons. NCBI's taxonomy places the organism in Eukaryota, Metazoa, Arthropoda, Insecta, Orthoptera, Acrididae. The record is from RefSeq and is a predicted model, not a curated record.